UCGAAUAUUGGUACCCCUUAUUUAAGACUUUAUGUGUUUAUUUAUGUUGGUAUAGCUGUAUCUUUUAGUCGGUUUUUAUUUUGAAAAGUAAACGCAACAACGCGGUGAAAAGAAUUUUCUGUUGUUUAUAUAUUUUUAAGGUGGCACAGGCUAUAUGAAAAAUUAAUGAAACAAUUUUCGUAAUGGGAAAUUACAUGAACAAGUUUUUUUCCCAUAACAAUGAUAUUGAAAAGGAAGAAAUAAGGAAUGCACAUUCUGAAAUGAUAGAUAAUACAACAAUUGAAAAAGACUUAAUAUUUACUCCACCCCUAAUACAGAAAACAUUACCAAUUGAUCCAAGAUCAGUAACAACUGGAAUAGAAAGAACACCAAUAGAAGUAAAUUAUACAUCCCUUGGAUUAAAUAAAAGGAUUAUAUCUGCAAUCCCAAAACAUUUACAAAGUAAACAAUAUUUAGAAACAAACCUAGAUCAAAUAAUGACCUGUUUAACACCUAAAAAACAUUUUCCAUCAAGAGUAGUAGAAAGUACAAAAUUACAGUUUUCAGAUAUGCCAAAUAGAAAUGCAGAGACCUUUUUAACACCAGAAGUUAACAAUGUAAAUAAUAAGAAGAAACUUUCACCUAUAGAAAAAGAACGUUAUGAAGUUUUGGGAAUUGAUCCUAGAUCCCCAGCUGCAAAUUUUGAUAGGACUCCAAUAUUAAUGCCAAAAUCAUUAGAACUAUUAAAAGCAAGAUCCAGAGAAGAUCUACACAAACAAGGAAGCUAUGAGACAGAUAUUUUUUAUCCAAAAUUUGCAUAUUGCGAAAUGUCAUCAGAAUUUAGUAUUCCUGAAAUACAAGCUUUACCCGAUUUGGCUACAUGUACAACAAAAUGUUUAGAUCUGAAUGAUACUGAUGAUGGUGCUAGAUCAAAUGAGUCUGAAACAUCACAUUCCAGUUGUUCACCUGAAAUUGAAAAAGUUUCUGAAGAUGGAGAGAAAUUACUAGAAAGUCAAAAUGAAACUCAAACAACUUUAAGGGAAGAUAAUUGUAAUGAUGUAUAUAUUAAAAAAGAUAUAGAAGAAUUAAAUGUUUGUAAUAACGAGAAUGAUAAUGAUACCAUUAAAAUAUGGAGAGAUACAAUGGUGCUGGAUAAAGUACUGGAAUUUGAAUCAACAGAAUUACAUGAUAUGCAAUUAGUUAAAAAAAAAACGUCGCAAACGCCUAAAGAGAAUGUAAUUAUAACAUUUGAUGAUAGUAGCUCUACUAAAGAUGUACUAUCGUUAAAAAUAUCUAAAACUGGAAAUGAUAUAGCAAGAGUAGAUACAACCAUAAAGAAGAGAUAUCUUAAGUUAGAUAUUAAAACAGAAGAAAAGAAAGUUUUCAAUUCUAAUGAUAAAAAUGAUACUGAAUCUAUAAAGGCUCGGACUCCUCUUGGUAACCGUUCAAAUAAUGAACAAAGGCAAACAUUGUCAACAAAAUCUCCACAACAAAUAUUUAGAAAUAAAGGUAUAGCUUCAAAAAUGUUACAGGAAAAUACUCCACCCCAUAAAAAACAUGUUACAAAAACUAAAUUAAAUGGUGUUCAAUGGGAUCCGGAUUCAACAGUUAUUAUUUAAGUGCUAAUAUUAAAGAUUUUAAUUAAUGAACGAUAUUAAAAUAUAGUUUAUCUUUUUUACAUCAAUUUUUA
Megachile rotundata (alfalfa leafcutting bee) is the source of this 1669-nucleotide messenger RNA. RefSeq lists its product as uncharacterized. The record is from RefSeq and is a predicted model, not a curated record. NCBI's taxonomy places the organism in Eukaryota, Metazoa, Arthropoda, Insecta, Hymenoptera, Megachilidae.